AUGACUGUGUGUUUACAAUACACCCUGUGUGUCACUCAAAGGGCAAUCUCCAUGUAAGGCUGUAGAAUACCCUGGCACUGCCAGGAUCUCUAUAGGUACACUCAUUCUCUCUCUCUCAUGACUGUACCACUAGCGUCCUUUUCUCUCUCUUCCCUGUUUCGCCUGUAUCAUACACCUCCAGCUCAAUAGAAAGAGAGUGUCCCCACCAAUUUGCUAGGCAUUCAUUGUUGACGAGAGCUCCGCUACUAAGGAGACACAAGUUGCUCGAUCACGGUAGAGAGAGGACUUAUAUUGACUCCCGCUCCACGCAGACGAACAGUAUCAUUGGAAUCAUACAUGGUUCGCCGUUGCCUUGAGUACGUUGAGAGAUAGUUUGGCAUUUUGGAGCGCAACUUUUUUCCUCAGCCCAAUGUUACUGGAUUUUUAGUUGUGGAUUUAAAUAAACCAACCAUGGUUAUCCAAGUCGAGAGGAAUGUGAAAACGGUCGCCGCUGGCGGUAAGGAUCGUGGCUACACAUCAUUCCAGUCUUGUUUCCCGUACCUCUGUGAGUCGCAGAACCGCCCCCCUUGCCCCGCCCGUGCCCCCCUCUCACAGCCUUGUCUACCGGUUACCAACACGGGCCCCACCCGUGUGCUUGGAUUCUUAUACCUGGGAUCGCAGCAGGAUGUAAUGUCAGAGGAGUGCCUAAAGAAUUAUGGGAUCAAUUAUGUCCUCAACGUCAGCAGGUCAUGCCCUAUCCCAGAAUUCCUUCCCCAGACCCACUUCCAUCGGAUACCGGUACGAGAUAACCAUGGCGAGAAGAUCCUCCCAUGGUUCGAUGAGGCGCUUGAGUUCAUUGACAAGGUUCGGUCAGCGAAUGGAAGCGUCAUCGUUCACUGUCUGGCAGGGAUCUCACGAUCUCCAACCGUUGCCAUUGCCUUUAUCAUGCGAUACCUCAAUAUGAAUGUUGACGAGGCUUACAAAUAUGUCAAAGAGAAGAGGGCAACCAUUUCUCCAAACUUCAACUUCCUCGGCCAGCUCUUGGAGUAUGAGAAGAUCAUCCGAACAAGGCAAGGCCUACCUUCGACCCUUCAACCCUCUGGACCUCCAAAGGAGGACGUUGAACCUUCAGAGAUGAAGGAAAAAGAGGAAGGUGCUUGUGCCAGUGAGCAUUCUAGUAUGCUGACCUCUCCAAAGGCAGAAUCGUCAAAGGUUACAUACCCAAGGAAGGGGCUAGAAGAAUCGAUGCUCCCAAUGAGGCCCAAUAUCAGGAAACUCAGUUUGGAAAACCUCUCGUUGCCAUUGAAGUGCUCCUACAUGCCGGGCAAGGCAAGCCCCAGGCUGAGCAGGACUUUACCCCGCGUCACUUUCGCUGAUGCUCCCACCACACCUACCUCAGAAAACAAGUCGAUCAAACGCUCGCUCAGCCGUGACGCCCUUACAGAAGUGGGAACACAGACGCUUGUAACAGAGAAACGCUCUACAAGCCACCUUACACUAGACCUGAUGAGUGCCCCGAGCAGGACAUUACAAAGACCAACAGGUCUUGAUGUUAAGAAGACCGUUCUCUUGCUCAAUUCGCCAGGAGAUUCAAAGAAGUCCCGAUCCCUUUGCAAUAGCCCCUCCGGCCUCCUUGAACAACUCGCCUGGGGUACGAGCCACCUCAGUGUACAUUCGCCAGAAGUUCGCAAUAAUAACCCUUUUGUGGAGGCAUGCGCAAAGUUCCAGGCCCAGCAAACGGGCUUGAGCACUGGCAUCCAGAGGUCGCACCCAGAGAAUUCUAAGAGUAAGGUGGAGAGAAAGAAGCUGAAAUUAGAAGGACUUAUCUCAAACUCUGAAACCAUCUGCGCAGAGGUACAAGCUGCAGAGAACUUGAUCCCUGCUGCUUCGGGAUCAUCGGUCCUCACUGCUCCUGCUUCACCUUCAACCAGCAGAAGCCAGAGGCACAAACACAGCGAGACAUCCGUAGGGUUUCAGUUUGGACGUUCACGAAUAAAUCACCCCGACCCUGCUUCAAGCAACACAAGGGUCGCAAACUCCUCAGCAACACAGGACCAACAAAAACCAAGUGCGCUAAAGAAACCAACUUUUGGACCUCAGAACUCUCCACCCCCUAUCCAAUCCUCAGCAGCCGUCGUAGGCGGAAAUGUUUCAAACCCCUUCUUCUCCCGUCAAAGUAGUGGACAAUCAGUGACUAGUGACCUUAGUCUUAGCAGCACAGCUUCCCCAGCUUUAGAUCCUAGUGGUAGUUCAUGGAUGCAUGGUUCAGUUAGCUCUGGGAUCUCUCCAGACAUCAACCUAAGCUCAGCUGCUAGUAGUGCAUGCAGCAGUGCUAACCUUAAACCAGACUCUAGUCAGAAAUCCAAGGGUUUAACUGACAUGGAAACCCCUCAGGUACUCCCAUCAGGCUGGAAUCCCUUCUCAUUCCCUCAGGCUAAAGCAGACGAUAGUCCUACUAGCCGCGGUGACAGCGAGGUCUGGCAAAAGCGAAAGGAGUCUGGGAAUAGCGUUGAGGAAUCCAGUCAAUCUCAGAAAAUCCAUCAGUCACCCACAACAGCCAUGGAUCGGGUCGCGACGUACAUAACCAAAUGUAACUUUGGGUCCCCAGACGUUAGCGACUCUGACUCCUCUGAACCUACACACCCCCAUAAGAAAAAGUGCAAUAAUAAGAAACGCCCCAAACUACACCCCAGCAUCCGCAGCCAAUCCUGUGAGGAGAUUGGCUCGUGCUCUCGAGAAGUGGUCACUUCAGAGAUCGUAGUCAGUGCACGGCGGGAGAUCCUUGAGUACGGUCGGUCAGCACUAGACCAGGACGAGGAGGACUUUGACACAAGGUCACUCAGCAGUCAGAGGUCACUUAGUAGUAGUUGUGAGAUGAUCGAGGUUUCAUGACAGUCAGUGAGAGAGACUCUGGUACCUUGUACAUUGUGUGUUAUAUCUUGAGUUGUUCAAACAUUCAAAGUUACUCUUCAGGCUGCAAACCACAAAUAUGUCUACACAUAAACAGGAGAAUCAUAAAAACAAGGGGAGAUAGACAUGCAAGUUUGAAGCUAAUCUGUUAUUAAGUGAAUGUGGGUAAUAGUUUUGUUUUAGUUGGUGAUUCUAAUUCGGUGUGGGUUCCUUAGAUUUUCGACAAUAGCACAAUUCUAGACAUAUUUGAUAAUUUUUUUUUUAAUGACAACUAAAAAUGUGAAAAAAAGUUUGUGACCAUGGUAUUUAAGGUAUUAACCAAAUGACAAGAGUAAUUCCUGUCUUUUUAUUUAUUUCAGUCUUGGUUUUUCUGUAACAGGUAUGGACGUAGUAUUUGAUGAAUAGAUGUGUAACAUGAACUUAUUGGUGAUGUGUUAACUCUUAGCUUUCUGGAGUGGGCCGAUGGCCUGUAGUAGAGCGUGUCUUUGGUAGACAUAGGGUUAAACUGUAAUUUUGUGAGGUCUGGUGUAAUACAUCUAAUGUCAUAUAUAAACGUAAGAUUGAAUUAGAGAGCGAAGUUCUCCUGGAGAGAGUAUCAUGCUCUUUAUUCUUUGAGAAAUCUAUAUAUUAUAUAACUACCCAUGUGCUGUGUGCAAUCAUUACAUUUUUCUUGUGGUAACUUAAACAGAUCAAACUUAUACUUGUAGCCACAACUUAUUUUGUCACAAUAUUCAAAAAUAUAUAUAUUCUAUAUUCAUAACUAUUCAUUACAUAUUUUCAAGUAUUUUUGUUGUUUUUGAAUGGCCAAGUCGUGAACGAGUGAUGAUGAAACCGUAUUUAGCUAAAGCAAAGAAAAAGUUGUUGUUUUUUAACUUGUUAUUGUUUGUUGCAUUUCAAUUUUUGGAUAUGUUCGGGACAGAUCUUUGUCUCUGACUUAAAUCCUCAUCAAGUUUUGUGUUUCUGUUUUUCAUGUUUAGUUUAUAUAGCACAGUGGAUAGUGAACCUUGUGGUUUGUUAGCACAGUACAAAAGAACAGAAAGUGGUUUGGUUGACAAUCUUUGUUUUCAUUUGUUUUUGAUCGUUUGAUGUAUAACGUAGCUCAAAAAUAUGGUCUAUUUCUCACGCAGAUAAAAGUGAGGCAUUCGCUAUAUGUUCAGUGGAACAAGUUUGAUAUCUUUUUUUCCUUAGUCCCAUCUGACAGCUUUGCCACAAAAUCUGGAAAAAUCCAUGACAAAAUCAAAGUCUCAGGUCCACCACCAACCAAGCUGAUCUUUAGUGCCUUUUUCCACUUUCAUAAAAAGAGUUGUGAAAGAAUUACAACAAACUGGCUUCAGCUAAUUUCCGUUCUUAUUCAAAGGAACUAAUUUCAAUGCUCUUGUGAUUUUUCGACACCUUUAUUUUCUCCUUCUAACUCGGAACAUUCUGAGAAAUAAUUUCAUUUUUAGUCUGCUGGCACUCAAAAUAAUUAUGAGUGAACUCUUUUGGAGAAAGUUAUGUGACUGAAGUCACACAAUUAAGUCCACAAUUUAGUGACAUAUCAGCCAUGUGGACCAUUUGAAGUUCAGGGCAGCAUUUUCUUAAUUUGUAGGACCAAGUAGUCUCCUUUUUUCUUUCUCUUUUGAAAGUAAGAAAAAGACAAACUUACGAGGCAGAAGUCUACAUAUCUUUACCUGGUUUGGUUCUUUGGAGGAAAAAAAUCCCUAAAGUGGAAGAAAAAGAAAACCUCAGAAUGAAGGGAAAAAACUUCAAAAUGAAUACAGGCUAACUAGUAGUAACGUUGAUUGUGCAUAUGAUGAUCAAAAGUCUUGUUCUACAUUCAUAAGAAUAAAAUACACACAUAGUGAUAAGAAAACAAUGCAUGCUGAAUUUACAAAACCUUUAAAAAAAGGGAAAUAAACUGGGGGAAAAGUCUUCCCCAAAUUGCUGUAUACAUUCGUAAAAUCAAAUUAGAGGCCCAUUUUCUUGACUCUAUUUGGUUUAUUCGCUAUUUAAUUUUUGGUACUGUCUUUUUUGAGAAAUCUAUUUAAAUUUCAUAAUGCUUGUGGACUCUGUAGUAUAUAUACAUCUGUUCUGCCAAAAUAAUGCAAACUAUAGCUUUGUCUUUUUGUAUGCAUGUCUUAAAUGUUUCAAUAUGAGAAUUUUUUGAUAUGAAAAAGAGAAUAUUAAACACAGUGAUGGUGAUAUAUAUUA
Molecule: messenger RNA, 5079 nt
Organism: Strongylocentrotus purpuratus (purple sea urchin)
Lineage: Eukaryota; Metazoa; Echinodermata; Echinoidea; Camarodonta; Strongylocentrotidae
Product: tyrosine-protein phosphatase vhp-1
Exons: 5
Coding region: 451-2871 (806 amino acids)
Biological process (GO): protein dephosphorylation; negative regulation of MAPK cascade
Cellular component (GO): cytoplasm
Molecular function (GO): MAP kinase tyrosine/serine/threonine phosphatase activity; protein tyrosine/threonine phosphatase activity
Source: RefSeq, a predicted model, not a curated record